Molecule: messenger RNA, 270 nt
Organism: Meloidogyne enterolobii
Lineage: Eukaryota; Metazoa; Nematoda; Chromadorea; Rhabditida; Meloidogynidae
Source: the annotation of a GenBank genome assembly
AUGUAUUUUAAUUCGCCAAAAUGUGACCGUUCUGGUCAUUAUUUACCUAUUCAAAGUCUUGACGGGUUUACUUGGUGUGUUGAUAAUUUGUCUUCUACGGGGAUUGAAUUGUAUGGAACGAGAGCACCAAAUGAAGUUUUUAGAGGGUGUGAAUUAAGAAGAAUAUGCCCUUCAGUAAAUUGUGAAUUAAAAUGCCCUUUUGGGUAAUUAGAUAAAUAAUUUUAAAAAUAAAUUUGGAGGGGAAAAUAAAUAAAUAUUUUUGAGUUUGAA